CCAUCCAUGGCUGAGUUGGCCGAGCUGACAUGCUCUAGUUUCUCGACGUGCGCCAGACCAGCGCGUAUACAUACAUGGCAGCAGCACUCCUUGCGGUACGCAACACACUUGACCACCACCGUAUGUCUCGUCUAUCGUCCCUCCUGUGUCCUCCUCACAUCACUCGCUCCUUCCACUGCCAACUGGUCCUCCCUACCAACCGAGAAGUUCCGUCUCGCCUCUCGCCCCUCACAGCAUCCACGUGCGUGUAGGUUCAUCCUUGCGUGAGUUUUUGGAUUGCUCGAAGCAGUCAGUUCAGUACGCCUUCCGCGAAAGGCAUCUCAGAGCUGAGACGUCGCGUGCGACAGCUCGUCACCAUCGCAUGCGAUCACCUCUUACUUAGCCCGUCCUUGUCGGUCCGCGCCAUUCGCUCUUCCGCCGCACCUCCUCCAGCCAGCCAUCGCAGCGCCGGCGAGCCACCUUAAUCAGCAGAGCUGUUGACCUUUGAGUCGACUCAAAGGUCACCUUCAGCGUUACCAGUGUUUCGGCAAUCCACUUUCGCGCGCAAGUCACGCCCCCUUUCAGUGCUCGUCUAACCACGCGCUCUCGCUCUCAGUAGCUGCUCUGUAACUGCUGUUCGCCUAGUCCGUAACGUCAGUAGAUCGCCGUGUCGUGACCAGUGCAGCACAGCAUGGCGUCCUCCCAGCGUGGCCGUGCAAUCCGCGCAACCUCCACGUUGUUCCGGCAAUUUGGCCUUCUUCCCCGUCCCGCGCCGAACCCCGCACUUCAUCCAGCCCCAUCGCACUCCGCGUCCUCCCGCUCUGCGCCGCUAAACCUGCAAUUACUCCGCGCAAUGUCCGCGGCCCUCCCCCUCCACCAAACCCCGUCAGCCACCGCUAGCAUCCACGCACUUGCCUCGGCAAAGGUUGGGUUCCGCGCGCUUGUGUCUCGCGGUCCUGAGUCCCUCACCCCUGGCGCGACAGCACGGGCAGCGUACGCCACUGUGGCUGUCUCCAGAGACCCGCAAUUUGCCACGCUAGAAGAUGCUGAUGUGGAGUAUUUUAAGGGGGUGUUAGGCGAGCGUGGCGUGAUCACGGACCCUGAUGCUGUGGGAGCAGCCAACGUGGACUGGAUGGGCAAGUACAAGGGGAAUAGCAAGCUGCUACUGCGACCAACCACAACACGCCACGUGGCGGAUGUUUUGAAGUACUGCAAUGAGAGGCGGCUGGCUGUGGUGCCUCAGGGCGGCAACACGGGGUUGGUGGGCGGCAGUGUGCCUGUGUUUGAUGAGAUUAUUUUGAGCCUCGCAGGAAUGAACAAGAUAAUCUCAUUUGAUGAGGUCAGCGGCAUCCUUGACUGCGAGGCAGGCUGCAUUCUCGAGUCCCUCGACACCUUUCUGGCUGACAGGGGGUUCGCGAUGCCAUUGGAUCUGGGCGCCAAGGGCAGCUGCCAGAUAGGCGGCAACGUGUCCACCAACGCGGGCGGCAUCCGCCUGCUGCGCUACGGCUCCCUGCACGGCUCUGUGCUCGGGCUGGAGGUGGUGCUGGCGGACGGCACGGUGGUGGACAUGACGAGGGCGCUCAGGAAGGACAACACGGGCUACGACCUCAAGCAGCUCUUCAUCGGGGCGGAGGGCACGCUAGGCGUGGUGACGAGGGUGGUGCUGCUGGCGCCCCCGCGGUCGCCCUCCGUGCACGUGGCGCUGCUGGGGUGCUCGUCCUUUGACGCCGUGCAGCGGGUAUUCUGCGAGAGCAGGCGCCAUCUAGGGGAGGUGCUGUCUGCCGCUGAGUUCUUCGACAGCAACUCUUUACGCAUGGUGCUGAAGCACAACGAGGGCACCAGGGACCCGCUGCCAGACGGGGCAUACCCUUUUUACGUCCUCAUUGAGACGUCGGGCAGCCAGGCAGAGCAUGACAGGGCGAAGCUGGACGCGUUCCUGGAGAGUGUGAUGGAGGAGGGGGUGGUGGACGACGGCACGGUGGCGCAUGACUCCACUCAGGCCGCUGCCAUCUGGCACCUGCGAGAGGGUGUGGCGGAGGCGCUGCAGCGCGCGGGGGCGGUGUACAAGUACGACCUGUCGGUGCCCGUCAAGGACCUGUACGCUCUUGUGGAGGAGAUGCGCACCCGGCUGGAGGGCAGUGCAGCGGAGGUGGUGGGGUACGGGCAUCUGGGAGACGGCAAUCUGCAUCUCAACAUCUCCGCACCCACAUAUGAUGACAAGCUGUUGGAGCGGAUAGAGCCGUUUGUGUACGAGUGGGUGGCGGGGCGGCAGGGCAGUGUGAGUGCGGAGCACGGGCUGGGGCUCAUGAAGGCCAACGCCAUCCACUACAGCAAGGCGCCGCACGCGGUGGCAGUGAUGAAGAGAGUGAAGACCUUGUUUGACCCCCAUGGCAUUCUCAACCCCUACAAGCUCCUGCCCUCUCCUUGAGCCAUAGCCUGGAAGCACAAAAUAUUUUGGGAAUGGUACGUGCAUACCCUACACACACUGCUUGUGCCAUAGCAAGUGUUGUGGCGUACAAUCAAACAAAUAUGAUUGCAGCUGGCUAGUGCGUGCUUCCAUUUAGCCGUCCUCCGUCAACUUGGCCCAAGUUUUACCUCUUGCCUAUGGUCCUAAUUUGACAUUUGGGAAAUUGCCAA
Messenger RNA from Closterium sp. NIES-67, 2616 nucleotides. NCBI's taxonomy places the organism in Eukaryota, Viridiplantae, Streptophyta, Zygnematophyceae, Desmidiales, Closteriaceae. The record is from the annotation of a GenBank genome assembly.